GCUGAGACGGUCCGAGUCGGGGGAUGUUUAUAAAUAGACGCUUGCUGGUGAUUCAUCAGCUGCUCGUGUUCGCCGCAUCCUAACUUGGCCGCCGCUGGAUGCUGAUGACGGGCCGCUUCGCCUCCUGUCACUCUGAUGGAGCUCCGACACGGAAACGCUGAGGAACGACAAAUCGGAACCGGAGAGCAACAGGCCAGUUAGAUCCGGUUCGGAAGAGGAGGGGACCCGCUGCGGCGGCGGCGGCGGCGGCGGUGGCAUGUUCUGAUCGGAGAGCCGGAAGAGCAGCUGCUGCUGGCGGGAUGAAGGCUCCGCGGAGACCGAGGCAGACGCUGCUCCUUCCCCGGCUGUGUGUCGGCGCGGCGGGUCUGCUCGCAGCUGUCUGGGUCUUCCACCUCUCUGAAAUUACAGGUUUCCAGGGCCAAACUGAGGAGACUGGCAGGCACUUCUCUAAAAGAGAACUCAUCCAGCAAACAGAGGACAACCACAAUGGCAGUAUUUCCAGAUCUGCUAUACACGAGUUCCCAGAGGACAUCUUUACUCUGGCUCAGAGGAGGCAGGGAGCCAUGCUCCUGCAUGUUCUGUGUGCGAUCUACAUGUUUCAUGCUCUGGCCAUUGUGUGUGAUGUUUACUUUGUGCCAUCACUGGAAAAAGUAUCAGAGAACCUCCAGCUCAGUCAGGAUGUUGCCGGGGCAACCUUCAUGGCAGCUGGGAGCUCCGCCCCUGAACUCUUCACCUCUCUGAUUGGCGUGUUCAUCACAAAGGGAGAUGUUGGUGUGGGGACUAUUGUGGGAUCAGCGGUUUUUAACAUCCUGGUCAUUAUUGGGCUCUGCGGCAUCUUCUCCGGACAGCCCAUCUCUCUGAACUGGUGGCCUCUGUUUCGUGAUGCUGCUUUUUACAUCCUGUCCAUAGUGGUGCUUAUUCUGGUGAUCUAUGAUGAAAAAGUCCUGUGGUGGGAGACUAUCAUCCUGAUCUCCAUGUACGGCAUCUACAUAAUCAUCAUGAAGUUCAACAGACGCCUGUGCUGCCUGGUGGAGAGACACUGCAGCGUGGACGGUCAGCCGUGUCUGAGCAGUCUGCGCCGGACGACCGCUGUCGGAAACGUCGGAGACGGCGAAAAUGACAUGGUGCCGCUGAAGCCAGACUCGUGUGUGGUGGCCGGUCAGGACUCGGGCGUGGCGCCGGCGGAUGAGCUACCGAACCUUCGCUCUCAUCAGCUCAGCUUCUCAGAGAGGCAGAGGCUGAUUCGAGCUCGGGUGAGCCCAGAGGAGGGCGCAUGUCCGGGGGAAGAAGGGUCGGGUCCGGGCGCGACCUGGGGGAGAGAAAACGGGGCGGCAGUGGAGGGAGAGAGGGAGAGGGGUAAGGAAUCAGGGGGAGAGACCGGCGGGGGCGCUCAGCUGAAAGAGGACGAGGAGGAAGAAGAGGAUGAGGAGGAAGAGGAGGAAGAAAACUCUCCUUUCAAACCCUUCAUCCUGCCACAUGGCUGGUGUGUUCGACUGAAGUGGCUGCUGUCCUGGCCUCUCAGCUUCCUGCUGCACUGCACCAUCCCCGACUGCAACCAGCCGCGAUGGGAGCGCUGGUACCUCCUCACCUUCCUGUCCUCCACUCUCUGGAUUGCUCUCUUCUCCUACCUCAUGGUCUGGAUGGUGACCAUAAUCAGCUACACACUCGGGAUCCCGGAUGUCAUCAUGGGCAUCACGUUCCUGGCAGCUGGCACCAGCGUUCCUGACUGCAUGGCCAGCCUCAUUGUCGCCAGGCAAGGGAUGGGCGACAUGGCCGUGUCCAACUCCAUUGGGAGUAAUAUCUUUGACGUACUGCUGGGCCUGGGCUUCCCCUGGGCCCUGAGGACUCUCAUAGUCAGCUAUGGAUCAGUGGUUACGAUCAACAGUAAAGGCCUGGUGUACUCUGUCAUUCUGCUGCUGGCCUCAGUCACACUCACUGUCCUGUGUGUCCAUCUGAACCGCUGGAAGUUGGACCGCCGGCUGGGCCUCUGUCUCCUGCUGCUUUACUCCAUCUUCCUUCUCUGCUCCGUCGGCUUCGAGCGGCUGUAGAGCUGGAGCGAACGCGCCCCGUAAACACAGACAGGUUUCCUGACUUGUUUUCCUACUUCACUGACGCCGUCCCGUCUUCUCAAACACGUGUUUUGAUUUUGUAUCCUCGUGGCUCUAUGCGUUACUGCGACACCGGAUGUCUGUAGGUGAUGUUUACCUUUGAUAAAUGAGUAUUUUAAAUAGUUUUGUACUAAAGCACUUCAGGACCCCAGAAGAAAAGCGUUUCUAAAGUGUCAAAUUUAUAUACCUGAACCCAAAAGUGAGUUUGGAACCUCAGAGAGAAGAUUAUAGUGGGUUUAGGUUUAUAUAGUUGCUUCCCAUUUUGUGCACUUUUAUCAUAUAUGCUUAGUGUCACAGUUUUUAUCUCACUACUGUGUUUGUUAUUGUAAACAACAUAGCAUGUCUGAUCCCGAUGUUUGCACAAAGUGACUGUUAUCCUGCCUAAAAGCUUAUCAAGUCAGAGUGUUUGGGUCACAUUCCUAACGUUUAAGUGCAAUAAAAUGUUACGCACAGUUCCUCCUGAAAAUGAAUCACCUUUGUUUUGCUCUCUUGUUCCUAAAUCUAAACAUCUCAGCAGAAUCUGAUCUGUGGAUGGUGGAGUAAAACCGGCUCUUUGCUGAUAUCCAAAAAGAAAACCCUCACGUACAUUGAAACAAAUGACCAUCUAAUUAUUUAUGAAGAAAAUCAUGACAUUAAUUUGUCAAAAAUGUUAAGUACUACUUAUUUACUUGAGUAUUUUGUGACACAGUUGAGGUUCAUAUGUGUGACUUCUUGUAUUUCAUGUAGAAGAAAAUAAACCUCCUUUUUGUAGCCAUUUGCUGGAGCACUUUCAGUGAAAAACUGAUUUAAAUUUAUUCUCUGCCAAACACAAGAUGAUAUUUGAAAAUAAAACUGUCAACACGAA
This is a messenger RNA of Xiphophorus couchianus (Monterrey platyfish), 2952 nucleotides long. RefSeq names its product sodium/potassium/calcium exchanger 3-like. The coding region runs from base 300 to 2048 and encodes 582 amino acids. Lineage: Eukaryota; Metazoa; Chordata; Actinopteri; Cyprinodontiformes; Poeciliidae. Gene Ontology annotation, cellular component: plasma membrane. Gene Ontology annotation, molecular function: calcium channel activity; calcium, potassium:sodium antiporter activity. The transcript has 17 exons. The record is from RefSeq and is a predicted model, not a curated record. Gene Ontology annotation, biological process: intracellular calcium ion homeostasis; calcium ion transmembrane transport.